Molecule: messenger RNA, 2182 nt
Organism: Sphaerodactylus townsendi
Lineage: Eukaryota; Metazoa; Chordata; Lepidosauria; Squamata; Sphaerodactylidae
Gene: PRKAB1
Product: protein kinase AMP-activated non-catalytic subunit beta 1
Exons: 8
Coding region: 99-908 (269 amino acids)
Biological process (GO): signal transduction
Cellular component (GO): nucleotide-activated protein kinase complex; cytoplasm; nucleus
Molecular function (GO): protein kinase binding
Source: RefSeq, a predicted model, not a curated record
GGGGGGUCCACCGGAAGUGGAAAAGGCAUCUGAGGCAGCCCGGGAGGAGGAAGCGCGACUGUUGCGUCCAAAACGAAGAAACUUCAUCGAACCUUAAAAUGGGCAACACGAGCAGCGAACGUGCUGGAGUGGAGCGCCAAGGAGGGCAUAAGACUCCUCGGAGGGACAGCUCUGGAAAGGAAGGGGACAGGCCCAAGAUUUUGAUGGACAGUCCUGAAGAUGCUGACUUGUUCCAUGGGGAAGAAAUCAAGGCUCCCAUGGAGAAAGAAGAGUUUCUGGCUUGGCAGCAUGAUGUGGAGGUGAAUGAUAAAGCUCCCACUCAAGCCCGGCCAACUGUCUUCCGCUGGACUGGAGGAGGCAAAGAGGUUUAUUUAUCAGGCUCGUUCAACAAUUGGAGCAAACUUCCACUUACACGGAGCCACAAUAAUUUUGUAGGCAUCCUAGACCUCCCAGAAGGUGAACACCAAUACAAGUUCUAUGUGGAUGGUCAGUGGACACAUGAUCCUUCAGAGCCUGUAGUAACCAGCCAGCUGGGGACUCUCAACAAUGUUAUUCAGGUGAAGAAAACAGAUUUUGAAGUAUUUGAUGCUUUAAUGGUGGACUCCCAAAAGUGCUCUGACAUGUCUGAGCUGUCAAGUUCACCCCCCGGGCCCUAUCACCAAGAACCCUAUAUCUGUAAGCCAGAGGAGCGCUUCAAGUCCCCCCCUAUUCUUCCUCCACAUCUGCUGCAGGUUAUUCUAAACAAAGACACAGGCAUAUCGUGUGAUCCAGCUUUACUUCCGGAGCCUAACCACGUCAUGUUGAAUCACCUGUAUGCACUGUCCAUCAAGGAUGGGGUGAUGGUGCUCAGUGCCACUCACCGGUACAAGAAGAAAUACGUGACUACUUUGCUGUACAAGCCCAUAUGAACCAGUGCUGGGUUGCCUAGUUGGUGGAGUAGCAGAGGGAACAAGCGAAAAGCAGAAACCACACGCUGGUGAAGCGGUAGCAGACUUGCUGUCAAGCCACACCAUUUUCUUUUAGAGUCCAGAUCUAUUGCAUAGUUGCCUUGCUCUUUCCCUCCUGCUGUGGACAUUCUUCCUGUCAACAAACAGGCCUGCUGCUGACCUGCCAGUGGAAUGUCAAGAAUGGGCCUCAGUCCCCGACCUCCUGUUUUUUCAAAGAAGAAAUACGCACAAGCUGCUGAGAACUUUUCAUUUUGAGUAUUGGGGGUUGGGGGAGCCCUUAAUUUGACUAGCUUAUCCAGAAUAGCUCUCCCAGUUUUAGGGGCUGGUAACGGGCACACUUUUUUGUGGACACUGAAAUCACAGAGGCACUUUGUCUGGUCCAUUCUUCAGUACAUCUGUGAGAGAAGGAUUUCCUGUUACAGUUCUUGGGGGCAAACUCACACAUUCACUUGUUCUGCCCUGUCCCCCAGAUGGUUGCCUUCCUCAUCCAACUCUUUGCCAAGCUUCAGAAUGCUGGCAGAGGCUGCCGGCUUCUGUGUUUUCCAGUAAGUGCUGUCCGUCAACCUGUUAAUCUUAUGAUUUAUUCUAACAGAACCGACCCCUCUUAAGUUGGUGGAUCCGAUUUUCUAAAUCGCAGCACUUAUCAUGUCAGCUGGAAGGGAGUCCAAGUGACUGAAGAGUUCUGGGACCAACCCCCUGUAGAUUUCUACAAGCCCCUCCCCUCCACUUGGGCUAUUACUCACACACGCAUACCAAAACAUUUUCACUGGCAAGGAACAGUCUAUCUCUUUCCCAAAGAUUGUCACCUAUGGAGAUAGUGCUGCUGCUGCCGUCAAGAGAGAAGACAGCUGCCCUAAACGCAGUUGUUUUCCCUUUUGCUGCAGUACUUUGCGAAGAGCUGCUCAAAGGACCACCCCAGCCACCCCCGCGGGGAAAACCCGCCUUGCCUCUUUUCUAAUGCCUGUGAGUGAAUGUGCCAGGAUUCUCAAGGUGCAGACACUCCCAAGCCUGCCAAGGAGCCGGCUUGUGCCUUCCAGCCAAGUGAGCCCGUGCACUGUCAUAAUUCUUUAGCAGCCCUCUGAUCUUGGACAGAUGUGUUUUGCUUUAAUGGAUGUAAGGCUACACACACACACUCUCCAGCAGUGCUGUGGGGGACAGUAUUUCACAUCCACUUUUGUUUUCUGUUGUAUUAGUCCUCUUCAGAAAUGUUGACAAUAAAGCAUUUGUGAUAUGAA